Messenger RNA from Pocillopora verrucosa, 1844 nucleotides. RefSeq lists its product as uncharacterized. Lineage: Eukaryota; Metazoa; Cnidaria; Anthozoa; Scleractinia; Pocilloporidae. The record is from RefSeq and is a predicted model, not a curated record. Gene Ontology annotation, molecular function: metal ion binding; hydrolase activity; nucleic acid binding.
ACCAUUCGACAGUUUUCGGGGAGGGAAGUCUAUCUAAAUUUUAAGUCAGCCGGAACGAUCAUAUCGCAUAUAGAUUUCCUUGAACGAGUUAGCUGGGGGAUCGAACGAGGUUCCCACUGUGGAAGUAUUUUACUCAGCUUGGAAGCAAAUAUCGUCGUAAGGUGCUAAUACAGUUCGUCUAGCCAGCAAAGCCGUGGACAAAUCGACAAUGACCUUACUCGUCAUCUUAAUGACAGGAUUUUUCUUGCACCAAGUAAAAGGCCAUCCGUGUAGUACGACUGGUAUUUACGGAAUAGCUGACUGCCAGUGCAACUUUAUGGAGGCCUGUGAUGUACAAGAGAACCCGAAACCCAACUUAACACGAUACUUGCCAACAGGCGUGGAUCAGCUCGGGCUUGUCGAGGGAGGACAACAAAACCUGGCGUAUUUGUGUGAAGGUGCUGGCGCAGUGGGCAUUCUGUAUGACUGCAAUAACCGAAUUCCUCUCUAUGCUGCCACCGUGAUUAACGGGACCCAGCUAUCGGGAAAGAGCCUCGGGGGUCGACCAAAUAUUAAAUUUUCACUUAGCAGAGAACUCCAUCGAAGUUUUCAGCAACGAAAUGGAGAUUACAAAGAUGCUUCAAAGCGAGAACUUUGCUAUUUAUCUUUACAAAAUGGGAGCAAGUACGUCGUCGAAGAAGACUGGUUAAAAGCAAGUAAAAACCUUUCCGAGACUCUGCUCUGUCCUGGAGGGUCAGUUGUCAAAACAUCAGUUCACCGCGGACACUUGAUUGCCUCACAGUAUGGCCGCAACAAUCAAGCAAAGAAAAGAGCAACUUUCAAAUACACCAAUGCUGUCCCCCAGUUUGGAGUGUUUAAUUCGUACCCUUGGAGAGUCUGUGAGAGCCGACUCAUUACAUGGGGAAAUCAAAACUGUGCUCAGGUUAGAGGAGCAACGGAUGUUCGGUUAUUUAUCGUGGUUGGUGCUAUCCCAUCGACAGUACGUGGAUCCUCGAAACAGAGAUAUUUUGGCAAAAGGGGGUUCAGUGACCACAAAGAUACUAGCAAUUACCGGGUGAACGUGCCUAGUGGCAUGUGGACCGCUGCCUGUUGUAGUUAUAGCAUUAACGGAACAUUGCAAUAUCGCAGCACGGCCUUCUGGAGAGAAAACAAUCCAGGAAACGCGCCAUGUAAAAGGACAGACGUAGGCGACUUAACGAGAUGGUUGUCCGGAUGCAUUCACGGUGGCACCAAUUUAUUUCCGCAAACUCCUCAGUGCAACAAUAUUGGAAAUUAUAUCCGUCUGCCGUGAUAAAGACACUAGACACAGCGAACAUAGAUUAACAAAGGUCACCAAAAGCUUUGAUGGAGCUUAUUAAAUUUCAGCAUGUAGCUAAAUGUUUCAUUUUUUAGACCUGGGUCAAGUCCAGUAAGUCUGUAGAAACACCGGGCUUGUGAUCAGGCUUGUGAUCACGCUUGAGCCCACGUUUAUAUUGGAGCACUCCUUUACAUAUUUGGUUUUAAACUCGAUAGUGUGAUGAGAAAUAAAUUUUUAGGCAGUUCGAUGUUUAAAUUUUAUAUCUGGACUUGCUAAAUUGCAGUUAGCAUCACUCAUCCCUGAUCUAAAUUUGACUUCCAUGGAAAUAGAUAUGUGACAAAGUAAAUAAAGUUGGUGCUUCUGAGAUAAACUUCUUUCCUACUGAAAUAAUACUGCUGUAAUGACACAGGUCAGAUACGUAGAGGCGUGGACGACAAUACCGAGUUUUCCAGGUUGUUUGAACACUUGGUGAACCUAUUUGAUUAUAUAUUCUGAUACAUACAUAUCCGAUACAUAUCUGUUUAUCCGCGCACUAGAGCAACGCGAA